AUGGAGGAUUUAAAAUCAAUAUGUGAAGUUGAACAAAAUUCUUUCUGUGUGGAAUUACUCAAGCGACUCAACUUGCAACGAAACCAGAAUUAUUUGUGCGACAUAACCUUGGUGGCGAAAGAAGGAAACGAGUUCAGGGCCCAUAAGAAUGUGCUGUCGGCGGCGAGUCCGUUCUUCGUGAAACUUCUUCAGAGCAAGAUGAGAGAGAAGGACGAAGGAGUCAUUAGGUUCGAGGACAUCUCAGGGUUGAUCCUUGCAGAUGUUUUGGAGUUUAUCUACACAGGAAGUGUCGAGAUAAAUGAAACGAAUGCCACUGAUCUGAUUAUUGCGGCGGAAUAUUUACUCAUUGAAGGUUUAAAAACCAAAUCAGGGCGCUUUCUUGAGCAACAAAUUACUAGCUCAAAUUGUAUUUCAACUUUUCGCUUCGCUGAGAAGUAUCGAUGUCAAGAAUUAGUUGCUAAUAGUACAAAGUUCAUACUCGACAACUUCGCCUCCGUAGCAGAAUCAGAGGAAUUCUUAAACCAAAAAGCGGAAGAGGUUGAGAAGUGGAUUUCAAACGACGAGAUUCGUUUAGCGACUGAAGAAGACGUCCUCAAAAUAAUACUGAAUUGGAUCGAACACCGCAAAAGCGAGCGAAAAGAUAAGUUCAAAAAGCUUUUUGGACAAGUUCGACUAGUUUUGCUAUCGCGUGACUCUUUGCUAACUGUCGUUACGCACGAACUGGUUCGACAAGACUCUGAAUGUUUGACGAAAGUAUUGGACGCCAUAGAUGUAGUUCGUACCGCAAGCGAGGAUAUCAUUAAUCAGUCACCAAGAAAAAGACUUGAGACACAAGCCAUUGUAGUCGGCGGAGGGAAGUACCUUCUCUGUUACCUUCCACUGCUCCCAGAGAAAGACGCUUGGAAAAGUAUGUCCUAUCUCACAAAAGAGCAGCAAAACCUAAGUCACAGCACAAAGAUGAUAAACUUUCAUGAUCAGUUGUAUACCAUUAGUGGCUACCACGCUCAAAGAUAUGACCCUGUUUUUGACAUUUGGGCGACUUUGAGGCUGGAUAUGUCCCACGGUACAAAAUAUGUGGGUGUUUGCCGAGGGGAGCUCUAUGCUAUAGACAUUGAUAAUAAGCGGGGUGUUUGCCGAGGGGAGAUCUAUGUUAUACGCGUUGAUAAUAAUGAAACUGCUGGUAAAACAUCCACUGUGAAAAAAUUCGAUGUGGAAUCGUACUCAUGGCAGACUGUUCACUCCUCCAAUUGGGGCUGCAGGUAUGACUCUUGUAUUGUUGCAGCUGGGAACUGUCUUUAUGUUUUAGGUGGAGAUGCAACGAGAAAUUAUUCAAACCCAGAGUAUGUUACAGUGUCUGAAAGAUUUGACAUUAUUGGAAAUCAGUGGGAGAAAAUUGCAGACAUGCAGCAGGGAAGGGCCUAUGCAUUUGGCGUGGCUUUUCAAGGCAAAAUUUUCGUCGCAGGAGGAAAAGACAGAAGCCAGAAGGAACUUAAUAGUUGUGAGGUGUACAAUAUCACUACCGAUGAGUGGCAGUUUGUUGGAAGCUUGAAUGUUCCUCGUUCACACGGAAGCAUGCUGUGUGUGAAUGGAACAAUUUAUGUGCUCGGUGGUUCAUUGCCUAGAUACGCGAAUGCAUACACAGUGGAAGUCUAUGAACCAGUGGGGAACAAGUGGACCCAGAAGACCACUAUACCGGUUGAAAGAAUCCCUGAAGAAGAAAGGAAGUCAUUUUCAGGCUGUGCACUGAAACUCUCCAGAGGAGUGCUUGAUAGAGUAAAGAGAUCAAGUUCUUGGAGGUUUUAACAAUGUUUUAUUCGGUGAAACUACUGACAUACAGGAGCUGAAACAAAAUCCCUUUCACAAAAAAUCCAAGAAAUGUAUGCUAUAACUGACCAAACAUACAAACUGUAUGCCCCCUUGAAGGGAAAUGUCUGCAAACAAACGCCCUGUACAAAGCCAAGCUUGCCUCCCACUUUAGAGAACGUUACAGAAACCAUGGAUCAUUCUUCGACUCAAUAGCAGACGAAAUGAAACCGGACUAUCUAAACACAUAUGGUCACUUUAGGUCGCCAACAAACCUUUUAAAGUAAAAUGAAAAAUGCCAGCCGUACAGUAACAUUAACAAGAAAUGUGGCCUAUGUCUCUUUGAACAGUUUGUAAUUAUCUACAGAAAAUAUCUCUGCACCCUAAAUAAGCGCAAUGAAUUAGCAAGUUCAUAUCCCCACAGGAACAAAUAUGCAGUCCAAAACUUUAAGAAUUUGGUUUCACAACUACUACCUAGCAACAGCCUUUGCCUUGUAUAAAGCGCCAGCAUUUGAAUUUUAUCGGGCGUUCGCUGUAAUUGCCUGAUGAGUGUUGCCAUUUUUGAUUAUAUGAAACAGUAUUGUAGCAAUAAAGUAAUGAACUACCUCUGAAGUCUUGAAGUAAUAUAUCAAACAUGAGAUGCAGUGUUUCAUCACCAGUUCUCAAACUCAUUAAUAAUUCAUUAAGAAAAUACAAAGGAAAUUAAUGUUUAAUGAGUGUUUGGAAAUCGGAUGAAACACUGCUUAGUAUUUGCAUCCUUAAUUUCUCCUUCAAAAAUGAUUUUGUUUGAGAAGAAAUAUCAAACAUUCGACACAGUGUUUCAUCACCAGAUGAAACACCUCGAAGUUCGUCAAAAAUACUCCGCUGCGCGUCGUAUUUUCAACUCUCUUCUCGGUGUUUCAUCUGGUGAUGAAACACUGCAUCUCAUGUUUGAUAUAUUACAUGAAAAAAAAUGUUAGGGAUGGAAGGAGGGGGAAGUUGGAGUAAAUUGUGUAGCCUGGGAGGGCGGGUUUCAACAGUGGCUCUAAUACUGGACGGUGUGAUGUAGUUAAUCUCUUUUUGUUUGGAGUAAAUUUGGCCCCAGUGCUCUGUCCUUGAAAAGGAUUUUCUGGGAUUUAAAUGGGGUUGGUGUUGUAAAGGAAAGGUAGCCAAUGUUUCAUAGGUCCCGUGUUCACCCCAUUUGACCCUUCUACAUGUGUAAUUAUAGUCAAGAGGAAAUGAAUGUGAUAGUGAAUAACUGCAGGCGAACAUGCAGCUAACCCAUGCCAUCUUUAAUAAUAAGUGUGAAGUGUGUCAUUAGUACUGAGUGGAUGAAAUGGUAGGGGAGAAUGCUGCAGUGAAAAUAACAAUUAAAUGCUGGUAAUUUGAAAUAUUUAUUGUUAAGUGAACUACAUCAAUGAGAGUGUUUGCUCUUGUUGUAGUACAUAAUCACACUUGACAAUGAAUUGUUUGUAACAGUAACGUUCAAACAUAAUCACUUACACUAAAAUAGAAAUUGCAUGUAGCAAUGUCAUUAAGGAUGCAGUUGAGGAGAAUCAACAGUGAUCAUGACUCGUGAUCAUUGAAUAUGCAAUAAAAUACCCUCAUGAGCACCGAAUUAUUCGUGUAAAAAGUACCAAAUCAUGUAUGUGUUCAUAGUUAUUUGUGUACAUGCAUGAGAAACAAAUACCCAUGCAAGAGUGAAAUUGUAUGAAAUGUCCACCUACAAGUCAUGUUGAAGGUGAUCAGUUUUUCAAUUCUCAACAUGCAUGAGCUUGUUGAGACAUGGUUGCCAGAGGCAUAGUUCUUUAAAUUUCCAGACUAAGAGUCGAAUGUACACUUUUCCCUGACCAAAAAUGAAUUGACAAUUUGUCAAGAUAUUUUUGGAUUCCAAAUUCCAGUCAAGACUUCGUGUACUGGACACAGAAGACGUUUGAAAAAAGACUUCUUUGUUUUUUGUUCAGGGAAAAUCUGCUUGGUAUUGUUUCAAGGGUUUUGUUCUUUUGUUUUAUGUCAUCUACCAGUCCGGUAUACAAAAUAAAUGCCCAAAGUCCCAUCACAGCCAUCCUCGGCCUCUCCACUUAUUUAUUAAAUGAAUUUAUCGUGAAGGUAAAGUGGAGAAUGGAUUGAUCUUACAGGAAACCUUAUAUCGGUUUGUCGUUUAAUUUCUUGAAGCAAUAUUCUGCCAAUGGAACAUGUUUAACUUCGGUGAAUAUGCAGGAAUAUGUCACCUCCCCCUGACUUAUUUGUAAGAGUUAAAUUUUCCCUUACUUAUACUGUAAUUCCGUGAAUUGUUAAAUUGUCCCUUACGUUUUAGUCUACAGUCGAACUUCUCUAAUACGAACACCGAAGGGACAGAGCGAAGUGUCCGUAUGAGAGAGGUGUUUGUAUAAAAGAGGUCACUACGAUCACGUCACUUUUAUGACUUCACUUACAGUUUUAAGUGUAUUUCCUGUCGUCGCUUCUCUUUCUCCGAAAAGGAGGAAAUUAGAAACUAGAGCCGAAAAAAACCGGAUGCUCUCGCAGGCUACACUGUGUCGGUCUUAAUGGGGGACGCUGUCCAAAAGGAUCGCAGCCCUCCUUCGACGAGAACAAUUAUCGAAACGACAUUUCGUACGCGUACAAGUCAUUUCGUUUUUCAUUCCAAAUGAAAUUCUCUUUUUGCGACGGAAUUUCAUUCUAGUAUCAUGUUAACUGGAAACGAACUUUGUUCCGACUUGAAAAUCGCAAGUCAUGUUUAUCGUCUGAAGUGAGUGGCGCGUGCGUGUCUGAUCUGGCGCGAAAACCACGCGCCUUAGGCUGGGUCGUUCGAUUCUAUCAUGUGAAUACAGUGGACGCUCUCUUCGCCUCUCAUUUUUCUCUUUCCCAUAGUCCCUUGCGCUUCGUUAACAGUCACUGCGUGUCACUCGCGUUUCGCGCUCAACUCUGUGCGAAAAACGAAGCACCUGAGGAGGAGGCAGACUCUGGAAUGAAACUCAUUCCGGAAUGAAAGUCAGUCCGGUAUCAUAUAAACAGCCCCUUAGAGAGUCAACAAAAAGGAGUAAAGAAGGCAUGUAGAGUUGACUGUAGAUCAAAGAGGUUUUUUCUUCAAUCCUCACAAUGCCUUUGACCUGUGAUAUACGGUAUCAAGGAUAUAGGAUGAGGAAAAUAGAGGGAAAAACCCAAGCGACACCUGUAUGGAUGAAAAUAUUGCAUUUCUGUCCUAACCACCCUUCUAAAUCGCUCCUAAGUAAGACGAAAAUUUGCGAUUUACACCCGUACUAAGGCAGACGACAAGCAUUCACGUCUCUUUCAUACGAGAGUCCAGAAGAAAGAUGAUGUUAAUUACAGCUGUAAUUAAUGUCAUGAUGAAUUUCAAUUAAAUUAUAUUACUGGCUGCAUGGAGUCAAUAAAACGCCGACUCGGUGUUGGGGCCUUCUCGAAAAUCCGGGUAACUUUCGGGCCCAAAGCCAAUAUCCAAAGACUAAGAGAACUAUUCUUUAAUCUUAGGUCUAACAAAUUAUUCCAUUUUGUUUUGUUACACGCCGGUAAGAUAAUAGCCCAUUUUACAGUUACAGGUGGAAACGAGGCUGGAGUUGAUCUUGUUUUAAUUCAACCCCUUCUUCUUUAUUAUGUUGCUCUCAUGCUAACUAGUGUUUUUUAGCCAAAUUUGCAUUAGAAAAAGCAGGAGGUUUGUAUCAAAACAAGGUUAACCUCAACCUCACGUUCACUCAUGACAAGGGCUAGGACAAUAAGCCCACAACUGCAAAAUGGCCUAUUGAAACCACGAGUCUCCAGAUUUUUUUUCGAAACAAUACCCUCAUACAUAUUACAUUCGGAAGACAAACCAAAAGAACAAAAUACCGGUGAAUACUGAAAUGGCUGUGAAAUGAAGCUUUUAAUCGAUGAGAAAUCAACUGAAUCGAGACUAGACACUAUUCUUAGAAGUUCAGUGGAAGUUGCCAUCACGUUCCAUUCACUCCUAUUCCUGACGACAGCUGUGUACUAGUCCGGGCUUGUUUGCUAUCAGUCACUGGCCUGGGAAAAAUGGAGGAUUUAAAACCGAUUUGUGAAGUUGAACAAAGUUCUUUCUGUGUGGAAUUACUCAAGCGACUCAACUUGCAACGAGGUCAGAAUUAUUUGUGCGACAUAACCUUGGUGGCGAACGGAGGGAAAGAAUUCAAGGCCCACAGAAAUCUGCUCUCGGCGGCGAGUCCGUUCUUCGAGAAACUUCUUCAGAGCGAGAUGAAAGAAAAAGAAGAAGGUGUUAUUAGGUUCGAGGACAUCUCAGAGUUGAUUCUCGCGGAUAUUUUGGAGUUCAUCUACACAGGAAGUGUCGAGAUAAAUGAAAAGAACGCCACUGAUCUGAUUAUUGCUGCGGAAUAUUUACUCAUUGAAGGUUUAAAAACCAAAUCAGGGCGUUUUCUUGAGCAACAACAAAUGACUUGCUCAAAUUGUAUUUCAACCCUUAACUUCGCCGGGAAGUAUCGAUGUGAAGAAUUAGUUAUCAAUAGUACAAAGUUCAUGCUCGAAAACUUCGCCUCCGUAGCAGAAUCCGAGGAAUUCUUAAGCCUGAAAGCGGAAGAUGUUGAGACGUGGAUUUCAAAUGACGAGAUUCGUUUAUCAGCUGAAGAAGACGUCCUCAAAAUAAUACUGAAUUGGAUCGAGCACGACAAAAGCGAGCGAAAAGAUAAGUUCAAAAAGCUUUUUGGACAAGUUCGACUAGUUUUGCUAUCGCGUGACUCUUUGCUAACUCUCGUUACGCACGAACUGGUUCGGAAAGACCCUGAUUGUUUGACGAAAGUAUUGGAAGCCAUAGAUGUAGUUCCCACCGCUAGCGAGGAUAUCAUUAAUCAGUCACCAAGAAAAAGACUUGAGACACAAGCCAUUGUAGUCGGCGGAGGAGAGUACCUUCUCUGUUACCUUCCACUGCUUCCAGAGAAAGACUCUUGGAAAACUAUGUCCAAUCUCACAAAGCCACAACAAAACCUAAGCCAAUACACAAAGAUGAUAAACUUUCAUGAUCAGUUAUAUACCUUUAACGGCUGCAGCACUCAAAGAUAUGACCCUGUUUUUAACAUUUGGGUGACUUUGGAGCUGGGUAUUUCCCACCGUACAGAAUAUCUGGAUUGCCGAGGGCAACUCUAUGCCAUACACAUUGAUGAUAGUGAAACUACCGGUAAAACAUCCACUGUGAAAAAAUUCGAUGUGGAAUCGUACUCAUGGCUGUCUUUUCACUCUUCUGAAUCGGGCUGCCGGUAUGACUCUUGUAUUGUUGCAGCUGGUAACUGUCUUUAUGUUUUAGGAGGAGAAGCAACGAGAAAUUAUUCACACCCAGAGUAUGUUACAGUGGCUGAAAGAUUCGACACUAUUGGGCAUCAGUGGCAGAAAAUUGCAGACAUGCAACAGGAAAGAGGCGAAGCAUUUGGCGUGGCUUUUCGAGGCAAAAUUUUCGUCGCAGGAGGGAAAGACAGAAGCCGGAAGGAACUUAAUAGUUGUGAGGUGUACAAUAUCACUACCGAUGAGUGGCAGUUCAUUGGAAGCUUGAAUGUUCCCCGUUCUCACGGAAGCAUGCUGUGUGUGAAUGGAACAAUUUAUGUGCUAGGUGGUUCACGGCCUAGAUACGCAAAUGCAUACACAGUGGAAGUCUAUGAUCCAGUGGGGAACAAGUGGACCCAGAAGACCACCAUACCAGUGGAAAGAAUCCCUGAAAAAGAAAGGUCGUCAUUUACAGGCUGUGCAAUGAAACUCUCAAAAGGAAUACUCGAUAAAAUUGAAUAA
Porites evermanni is the source of this 7542-nucleotide messenger RNA. The record is from the annotation of a GenBank genome assembly. NCBI's taxonomy places the organism in Eukaryota, Metazoa, Cnidaria, Anthozoa, Scleractinia, Poritidae.